AUGUGUCGUGUCAUAGCGACGCAAAAGGGCAGACCGGGGAAUGGUGAUCUAAAAGCUCUAAAGGGGAAACUGAGCAGAGGAAAGCCAAGGUUCCGUCCCCCACAUUGGCGAGCCGUAGUCUCUAGUACGGCGGGGGUGUCAUGUAAUCGUGGGGGUCAUGAGCGGCUGUGCAUCUCUCGUACCACCUCCUGCUGCAGGGCCGGGCCGGAGGGGAAAUCAGACCCGCGGGGACCCUGCGGGCCCUGCAAUAUGCCAAAGGGGUCGCGCACGCGUGCAGGUGUACCACGCGGUUACAGUAGGGCGCACGUCGGGCCCAAGCACCCCCGGGGGUUCCCUGUCAUGUACGGCGGACGAAUUCAGGGUCCCGGGUUUAACGCCCUGAAGCGUGCCGGAGGAGGGGACCCCCCAGGCUCAAAAACGCCCAAGGAUGGGCCGGAGCGCAGGCCCCCAUCUCCUCCCUCUGGCUCCAACGGCCGGCCCCCUCCCCAACUCCCCCCGGAUCCCUUCGCUCCCCGUCGAUCCCCUCCAAAAUUUUCCUUUUCUGAUUUCAUGAAGCACGAAGGUUUGAGUCUGCUACAGAAAGGUUUAAAUCCUUGUCCCCAGCAGUUAAAAUUAAAGCAUAACACAGUGGAAGAGCUCCCUUUGUGCGAAAAGGCCCCGGGGUUGCGCCGGCCCCGCCUCUCUCAGUCGACAGCGUGGUACUGGGGGCAUCCCGGGGACAAGCUGGGUUUACCAUCAAUUGGGUUUAACUACAUUUUGCUGCUCCCUCCUAUCUGGAACAUAUCGUGGGGCAGGGACGAAACCCCCCGCUACCCCCCAAAAACUGGAAAUCUAUCAGAGGUUUUUGGUCUGUCUGCAAUUGACCUGGGGCCUUGGGGUUUUGGGAACGCUGCUCUACAAGAAGGGGAUACCGGCCUCUACCGUCAGCCGUGGUGGGGUACACCGACCCCAAUUUCUGGGUUCAGUAUGCAGAAUCAAAAAACGCGCUUCUUCGAUGGUUUUUUCUACCGCAUACAAACUCAUCGUCAAACCACCAAAGGAGCAGAACGCAUCGCCGACGCCUGUCCCGAAGCUUCCCAAAGUCUACAGAGACUAGCCACGACCUCCCGUUCGUCAAAGCUACCCAGGGUCAGCUCAGUGCAUUUUAGUACCAGAUACCGGAAGCUACCGUCACGCAAGAACAUGUGCCUGAUGUUGGCACCUUCUUUGACUCUUCAGUGUAUCCGCCCAGAUUUAGUUUUCAGAGCCCCAGAAAAUACUCAGAAUAAUGUUUGGGAAUCGUACUACAUUGCCCUAGUGCUUCCUGCUCCCUGUUUACUGAGAUUAACCCCGAAGUUUGGCUCAUUAGUGGACUUCCCUGCUCUAGCAACAUGUAAAACGAAGUGUUUACUCUAUAAUGGCAAUGCUGAAAAACGUUGCAGUUUGCAGAUAUAUGAGUGUGUCCUGGCAAGGGGCGUGUCAGGGGGCGUGGCUAAGGACAGGAACGAGAGGAUCAAAUGGCUCUGGGAAGCGGACGCGAGUGAGGUCAUGCUUGCCGUUGGACACAGCCAUGGCUGCAGGUUCUCAUCGGGUAUUUAUACUCUGAACACACUGAAGCCUCUGCGCCCUGAGCAAGUGGAGAAGGCGCUGGGCCAUCUGCGGAGACAGAUUCAAGCUCUCCGCGCCGUCAUGAAAGUCAGAGAGGGAAAGUUCUGGAUCUGUGAAAGCGACCAAGAACAAAUUGACUUCAAGGUGUUGGAGGGAGGAGACCUCAUGCAGGAGAUGCGGCGCCUCACCAACACGCCCAUGGGCUACGACCAGGCCCCUCUCUGGCUUACUGUAUUCAUGCCAGGUAACGGCAUUGACGCCAAGGAUGCCAGAAGGCCUUCCCACCUGAAGGAGGUCCGGGAGAAGUUCCCUCAUCAGAGCUAUCUCUCCAUCUCCGCCCACCACUCCUUCGUUGGUGGUCCAACGAUGCCCCUGAUCACCCAGAGGCUCGUGGAGCUCCUGAAUGACGUGAUCGCAGGCCGCCUCGACGACUCGCGGCAGAUCGGAGAGCUGGUGCCGUCGACGGAGAUCGACGCGGCGAAGCGCAGGAUCCGGGAGGAGUUGGAGAGGGAGCCGGGACGUCUGGAGGCCAUGAGGGAGGAGAUGGUGGCCUGCGACUCCGAGCCGAUCCUACUGAAGGCGUUUCCAAGGCCUGGGGGCGUCCCCUCCUCCGGCCACGUCUUCAGGGACGUUAGACCGGCACUCCUUCUGAAGUUCACUGCCAAGUGCAAGUCCGAGGGCGUGACGUUCAACAGCGGCCUGCAGGCGGCCAUCAACACGGCACUGGUGGAGACUGUGAUAGAGGCCGGCCUGCAGCAGGACGCCUUCAGCCUCAGCAUCAACCUCGCCACCGACGUCCGCCGCUACAUGAGCAGGAACCCCCUGGAGGUGCUUGGCCUGCACGUGCGCCCUACUGUAUACCGCGUGGUCACACCUGCACGUGUGCGCGACCACUUCUGGCACUAUUGCAGGGCCAUGCACGGGUCCCUGGCGGGUCUGAUCCGCUCCGGCCUGGCCCUGCAGCAGGAGGUGGUGCGAGAGAUGACACAGCCGCCCAUUGACCCGCAUCGCUACUUUGCAACGCCCCCGCCUGUGCUCAGGGACUACGGCCUCGCCAAUGUGGGCGACCUGACUACGUUGAUAAGGGGACAGGGCGAACACCUUCAGCUGACGGACAUCCUCAUGGCUUCAUCUGCUCACCGUUUCCUCUUCAUGAUGCUUCAUCAGAUCUACACAUUCCGCGGUCACUGUCCCUACUCUGUCAGCUAUGACACGUCCUACAUGACUCACGAUACAGCCAGUUUGAUUGCAGACAAAGUGUUAGCAACAAUCGCGGACGUUUGCAAAUAACUGG
Molecule: messenger RNA, 2881 nt
Organism: Penaeus monodon (black tiger shrimp)
Lineage: Eukaryota; Metazoa; Arthropoda; Malacostraca; Decapoda; Penaeidae
Source: RefSeq, a predicted model, not a curated record